AGUUGUUUCAUUAGCAAUGCAUGAAGAGUGAUGAAUAGCAAAACCUUCCUGAUUGCAGGAUAGUGUCAAUUGGCUCACUUGCUCUUACUCAAGGUGACUGAAAACAUAGGAAGGCGAUUUUUUUGCGUGUCUUAUAUAGAGUUAGGAGUGAACAAAAGCUUGCGAUUCCAUAUAGUUUGCGUUAAUAGUGUUGAGAGCUAUGCAGCUCGAGAAUUGCACUAGUGGGCUCUCCAAGAAAUGUCUGAAUGUGGGCAGUGGCUACCCAAGCUCCGAUGGAUCUGAGCUAUCCUUGCACGACCAUCCUAUUAUAUCUGCUAGUGACAACCUGGAGAGAAGUUCAACUCUGAAAAAAAAUUCCAGGGGGAUGACGAACCAGUCAGAGGCUGACAAUUUCCCCGACUCCAAGGACGCAUCAGGGGACGUCCAGAGAGGUAAACUCUCUCCUGAUCUCCACGGAGUCUCUGAAAUUCGUCAUAAUUUCGAUGGAUCUACAGGAGAAAGGUAUACCCUUUCGCAAUCUAGCCAACCACAGUCAGUCUCAGCAACUCCAAGUACUAUGUUCCCCUAUCCGAGUCAACAUGGACCAGCGCACCCGGCUUUUUCUAUCGGGAGUCCGAGUCGUUAUUUGGCCCACCAUCCAGUCAUCACUAAUGGAGCGUACAAUAGUCUUCUGACCAACAGCUCUCCGCAAGGGUACCCAACCGCGGGUUACCCAUACGCACAACAGUAUGGACACACUUAUCAAGGAGGGGCGUUCUACCAGUUUUCCUCGGCGCAAGCUGGGCUGCUGCCUGGGAAAGCGCAGGUGUAUCUGUGCAACAGGGCCCUGUGGCUGAAGUUUCACAGACAUCAAACAGAGAUGAUAAUCACCAAACAAGGACGACGAAUGUUCCCCUUUUUGAGUUUCAACAUUUCUGGUCUGGAUCCGACGGCGCACUACAACAUAUUUGUGGAUGUUAUUCUUGCUGAUCCAAAUCACUGGCGAUUCCAAGGUGGCAAGUGGGUACCAUGUGGCAAAGCGGACACCAAUGUCACAGGAAACAGGGUGUACAUGCACCCUGACUCUCCAAACACCGGUGCGCACUGGAUGCGCCAAGAAAUCUCAUUUGGGAAGCUGAAAUUAACGAACAAUAAAGGAGGCUCAAACAACACCGGACAGAUGGUAGUUCUACAAUCGCUUCACAAGUACCAGCCCAGGCUCCAUGUGGUGGAAGUCAACGAAGACGGAACCGAGGACUCCAGCCAACCUGGAAGAGUACAGACGUUCACCUUCCCAGAAACACAGUUCAUCGCAGUCACAGCUUACCAGAAUACCGAUAUUACCCAGCUAAAAAUCGACCACAAUCCAUUUGCUAAAGGAUUUCGGGACAACUAUGACACUGUCUACACAGGUUGCGACAUUGACCGGUUAACACCAUCACCGGGUGACUCGCCUCGCUCUCAGAUCAUGCCUGGUGCGAGAUAUGCCAUGGCUGGUUCUUUCCUACAGGACCAAUUUGUCAGCAGUUAUGCCAAAUCUCGCUUUCACCCUGGCGUAGGGACUGGACCUGGCACGGACCGCAGCGUCCCACUUAGUAACAGCUUGCUAUCCCCGCAACAAACCGAAGAGCCCACAGUUGCAUCCCCGCAGCGAUGGUUUGUCAACCCUGCCAAUAACCGACUGGACUUUGCCGCCUCGCCAUACGAUGCUGCCGCGGCUGCUGAUUUUGCCGGUAACGCGGCCACCCUGCUGUCCUAUGCAGCAGCUGGAGUAAAGACACUUCCACUGCCCACUACAGGGUGCUCAAACAGACCUCUAGGUUACUAUGCCGACCCUUCCGGCUGGGGCACACACACACCACCCCAGUACUGCAGUAAGUCUAGCUCUGUGCUCUCUUGCUGGCCAACAAAUUCUGUUGGCAGAACAGGCACGUCCAACUACCUGGUUGAUAACGCGGACACCAUCCCAACAGAAAGGUCACCCAACGGAGGGUCUAACGAGGCAAAAUCAAAAGACUUAUCCGAAUCCAGCUGGAUAGAGACGCCGUCUUCAAUCAAGUCGAUUGAUUCAAGUGAUUCUGGUAUCUUUGAGCAAGCUAAAAGGAGAAGAAUUUCACCGUCUGCCACACCGGUUUCGGAAACAGUGUCCCCGUUGAAAUCGGAGAUCUUGCCUCCAAGAGAGUGUGAGAAAAAUUGCGUUAAGGACAUUGGUUACUAUAGUUUCUAUCCACACAGUUAAACAACCACAAAACGGGGGGGGGGGGGGGGUUCUAUUUAGAUUAAUCUAUCUUUAUAUGCAACUGAUAAUAUCCAACUAAUAGGCCGAUCAGUUAUAAUGCACACCCUGUCUUGGACCAAUAUUGACGAACGUUUAAAAAAUGUCGGCUUGUAGCGCAUAGGCCUACUGGGAAAAUUUAGGCGACGUUUACAUUUAACAUGAUUAGUUUGCUAUAUAAUAGCUGAAGGCCUAAAUGCCUAUUUAUUUAAUUUAAACUAGUUUUAAUCAACAGCUAUUGUCUAUUGUAAUUAUGAAAAUGAUGUACAUAAUAAGCUAUUUAACCAUUUUGUGAUAUUGUGAAAUGAUUGUAAACUAUUUAAUUGAUUUGUAAGAUUCUGAAGAAUAGAAAUCGUUGUUAGUUGUGUUUUAAAAACGCACAUCGUAGGCCUAUGAUAUAGUCAAGUGAUCUCAUACAAUGUGAUUUUUUUUUAAACGAUGGAGAGAGAGUCUAUGAUGGCUAUUUCGUUGUGUAACAGAGUGAGAUCUGAGUACAUGUAGCCUAAUUAUUUAUGUUCCCAUUGUAGUACUCUUUGCCCAUAAUGUUCAAUCAGUGUCCGUAGAAAACAAUCAGAUGUUAGACAUUUGAGGACACAGCCAUUUGAUCAAACACAAAAUAAGACAGACAUUCCUUAUAGGUGUGGUAAUAAACGUUAUACAUGUUAAUAUAGUGUAAUUUUUACUACAUUACUAAGAGAAAAAACAUGUAAUUUUCAAGUCUUUCUCUGACCAUCCAUCAUUUUUUUUUAUAGCUUGUGUUUUAUGUGGAAGCUUCUGUAUCUGCUGUAAUGUGCUUCAUUGCAAUAAACGAUAUAAAAGCUAA
Oncorhynchus mykiss (rainbow trout) is the source of this 3077-nucleotide messenger RNA. It is a transcript of the gene tbr1b, whose product is annotated as T-box brain transcription factor 1b. Gene Ontology annotation, molecular function: RNA polymerase II cis-regulatory region sequence-specific DNA binding; DNA-binding transcription factor activity, RNA polymerase II-specific. Gene Ontology annotation, cellular component: chromatin; nucleus. Lineage: Eukaryota; Metazoa; Chordata; Actinopteri; Salmoniformes; Salmonidae. The record is from RefSeq and is a predicted model, not a curated record. Gene Ontology annotation, biological process: commitment of neuronal cell to specific neuron type in forebrain; cell fate specification; regulation of transcription by RNA polymerase II.